Messenger RNA from Coniophora puteana RWD-64-598 SS2, 373 nucleotides. RefSeq lists its product as uncharacterized. The record is from RefSeq and is a predicted model, not a curated record. Bases 63 to 284 code for a protein of 73 amino acids. The transcript is spliced from 4 exons. Lineage: Eukaryota; Fungi; Basidiomycota; Agaricomycetes; Boletales; Coniophoraceae. Gene Ontology annotation, biological process: mitochondrial electron transport, ubiquinol to cytochrome c.
AGGCAGAAGUCGAAACGCCUGACGGCGAGCAACGCAUCCCUGCACGAAAACACAUCGCAUCCAUGGCCCGUCUCAGCUACUCGCGUCCCCCUCCUUACGCCCCCUUGGUCAACUUCGGCAAGCGUUGGGGACCAAGUCUUGGUAUCUGGGGUUUCGGCGCUGGUACCGCCGCCGUCUUCCUUCUCUCUGUGACGCCUGUUGUGAAGAACGGCCUGCUCGUUAACCUGCCUCUGAUCGGCAGCUAUUACGAGGACAAGACCCCCGCCUGCGACAAGCCCUUCUAAACAAUACACGCUAGCACAUGCGGCUCAUAUAUCCAUGUCUUCCGCCGCCGAACUGUGAUAGACCGCCUCGUAACAAUAGACAUAGCAUC